AGCCUGACCAGCGGCUGGCAGCGCACGACGCUCUUCGGAUCCCCCCGGUCCACCACGUCGCACUCGUACUGCACCAGCUCCAGCAGCUUGCACUUGGCCAGGUCGACGGGGCGCCGCUUGUUGCGCAGCCGGUUGUCGGGCGUGUACUGCGCGCGGGCCUCGAGCUCCUCGGGCGGGAAGGCUUCGACGAGAGGCGCCAUUGCGGGGUGUUGUUGUUUGUUGUUGUUAGGAGGGGAAUGAUAGGCCGCGGUUGUGAUGAGUGGCGCCGAUAUGCUGGGCAGGGCAUUGGUGGCUGAGGUCGAGGAGGCGUCGUUGGGUCAGAUUCUCCACUCGGCCAGACUGCAGCACGACCCCGCGCCCCAGCGCUUCGGCAUCCCGCCGCUGGACCGCCUGCUCAACCUCUUCGCGCAACCCGUCCAGGAACACGCUUCUUCUUCGUUUUCUCCUCCCAAACCGCCAGUCGUGGAAAUCACGUCGCUGGGCACGGGGGCAGGGAAGACGCACCUGCUGUACCUGAUCGCAGCCAUAGCGGUGCUCCCCCGCAUCUACUCGGGCAAAGCCAGCGCCGUCGUCGUCAUAGACACAGAGGGCAAUUUCCUCGUCUCGCGCCUCGCAGACAUCAUGAGGCAGCGGAUCAAGAGCGCGCGGAAAGACAUGGUCGCCAAAGGCAAAGACGAAGAAGAAGAAGAAGAAGAAGAAGAAGAAGAAGACGAGGUCCUCGCAGCCGCCCUCGCCCACGUGCACAUACUCCGCCCAGACACGCACGCCGCUCUGCUCGCCGCUCUCGCCGCCCUCCCCGCCUACCUCUUCGAUCCCUGCGCGCACUGCUCCUCCCCGCGCCCCCUCCACAGCAUCCUCCUCGACAGCGCGAGCGCCUUCUUCUGGCCUCUCCGCGCAGCAGAAGACGGCGCAAGGGCGCUCGACCCCGCGUCUUCAUCGUCCUCCUCGGCUACCGCCGCCGCCGCCUACGCCGCGCUCGUGCGCCAGCUGCGCGCGCUGCAGAAGACGCUGGAGUGCGCGGUCGUGGCGACGAGCGCGUCGCUGCCGUCGUCUGGGCCGCAAGCGCAAGCGCGCGCACUCCGCCCCCUCCUGCCGCAUACGUGGACGGGGUUUCCGACGCUGCGGCUCGCGAUGGCGCGAGAGGGCGUGCAGGGGCGCUGCGCGGUCUGGGUGGAUGAGUGGGGCGGCGAGACGUGGAGGAGCGUGGUGCGGGAGGGGGUUCGGGCGGAGGGGGGCUGGGGCGUUGUGAUUGAGGAGGGCAAGAUGAUGGGCGGGCGUGUUUGAAAGGGAAAUAUCGCUACGUCCUCCGCCAUGAUCGACUCGCGCGUCGCUGGCGAUCUCUUGCCCGUUGCACGCAGCACGCGACAUUAGAGGCUUAAUGAAACAAUUAAUGUUUAGC
This is a messenger RNA of Aplosporella prunicola CBS 121167, 1399 nucleotides long. RefSeq lists its product as uncharacterized. Gene Ontology annotation, biological process: DNA strand invasion; double-strand break repair via homologous recombination. The record is from RefSeq and is a predicted model, not a curated record. The transcript has 2 exons. Gene Ontology annotation, cellular component: Rad51B-Rad51C-Rad51D-XRCC2 complex; replication fork; centrosome. NCBI's taxonomy places the organism in Eukaryota, Fungi, Ascomycota, Dothideomycetes, Botryosphaeriales, Aplosporellaceae. Bases 256 to 1284 code for a protein of 342 amino acids. Gene Ontology annotation, molecular function: four-way junction DNA binding.